Molecule: messenger RNA, 1490 nt
Organism: Sorghum bicolor (sorghum)
Lineage: Eukaryota; Viridiplantae; Streptophyta; Magnoliopsida; Poales; Poaceae
Product: cyclin-P3-1
Exons: 2
Coding region: 88-768 (226 amino acids)
Biological process (GO): regulation of cyclin-dependent protein serine/threonine kinase activity
Molecular function (GO): protein kinase binding
Source: RefSeq, a predicted model, not a curated record
GCCGUUUCCCUCCCUCCUCUGUUUCGCGCCACAUCUGAUCUGAUCCGAUCCGAUCCAGUCGCCGAAACCCUCGCUCUCGCUCUCGCAAUGGCCGCCGCCGCCGCCGCCGCCAUCGUCCUGUGCGAGGACGACCGGGGGAUUCCUCGAUCUCUCACCCUCCUCGCGGCGCUCGUAGAGGAGGAUUCCCGCCUCAACGCCGCCGCCGCCUCCCAACCAGCCGGGAGCGAUCUCGUCCGCGCCUUCCGCGGGCGAUCGGCUCCCAAGCUUCCGAUUCGCGAAUUCCUCGAGCGCAUCUAUCUUCUGGUUCGGUCGGAGGCCGCCACCGGGCACGUGAUCCGCGUCGACGGGACGUGUUUCGUGCUCGCUGGCGUUUAUCUGACGCGAUUCAUCGGCAGCCACGCGGCGCGGGUGGCCGGGAUCGUGGUGGAGCCGUCCACCGCGCACCGGCUGGUGGCCGUCGCGCUGUUACUCGGCGGCCACUCCCCCAAGAACUGGCCCGCCACGUUCGAGGCGGCCUCAGACCGCGCGAUCGGCACCGGCGAGAUCGCGGGCCUAGAGGAGCGGUUCUUGCGCGCGAUCAGCUCCCGCUUGUUCGUGGACAGCCACGAGUUUAAGUGCUUCUGCGGGGUCCUGGAGAAGGUGCCCCUGCUGCCGCGCGGGAGCUGCGCUAGCAGGAAGAGGCGGGCGGACGCCGUGGCCGGAGACGAGGAGGAGGAGCACCGCCGCGUCCGCGCUUGCCUGCCACCACCCGCCGUGAUGUCCAAUUAGAUUCGAAACUGAAAUUUUUAACGAAUUCAAUUCAGUCGAUUCUUGUUGUUUUUGCUGCUUCGUUGCUUUACUUGGUCUGUCUUGAUUUUGCUGUAGGCACAGGGCUUUGAGAAGAAGACGGUGCCAUCUCGUGGCUGGAGGCUGGGGGGCACAGUCCACAAGGUGAAUUUUUGGCCAGCUGCUCGUCGCCAGGGCCUGAAGUGGAGUUCUCGUUGCUCGUCGCCAGGGCCUGUCAAAGAGCCGAUGUGAGUCCAAAAGGUGUCUUCGUUUCAGUCUCCAUUCAAUUCAAUUUUGGAUUUUUCUUGUUUUGGUUGCUUCUUCUACUUUGUCUUCAUUUUUCUGUAGGCAGAGAGGGCUGUGAGCAGAAGAUGGUGCUGGUGCUGUAGGCAGAGGGCUGUGAGCAGAAGAUGGUGAAUGCUCAUGGCCGGAGGCUAAAGUGCAGUCCACAAGGUGUGGCGAGUCCAUUGGAGUCAAGAGUCCAAGAGGUGCUUCCUUUCCAUCCGCCGCUCGUUGCUAGAGCCUGAAGUGGAGACAAGUAGUCCACAAAUCUCAAAGCGGAGUCAAAUAGUCCUCAAAUCUUAUUUGUUUUUGGUUAGGAGUUAGGAUUCUGUAAACGCAAGCACCAAUGGAAUCGAUGCUGUGCUGCCGUGAUCUGAAUUAAUGUAACGCAAAACUCUGAUUGUUUGGUUAUUAUUACUAAUGGAAAGGGAAACAUUGGUCAA